ACAGUGGCCACCUGUCGCGCGUCGUGCGAAGUAUGUCCGUCUUUUUAUUUUUACGUGGUAACAAACUUUUUGCGUAUUUUAUAGGUGGUUAUGAUAGUUCAACAGUUCUAAAAAAUCGUACUGAACUAUAUGUUUUAUAUAUUUCUAUGAUUAUAAGGUAAGUUAAUAUUUAUUUUUUAUUUUUCAAAAAUCUGUUUGAUUUAUCUGCUAAAAUACGGGGACGAAUCCGUACUUUAAAUAUAUAAAAUAUUUUCGUUAUAUUAUCAUCACUUAAACUGUAUAGAAAUCAAAUUAAAAAUAUUAUACUAUUAUUAUAUUUUGACAUUAAUACUUCUUUUUAGAUUUUGUGAAAAUUCGUAAUGACUAAUGGUUAACUAUGAAAAAUCAUUAUGCCUAACUAUAUAUUUAAUUUUAAACGACUUUUAAACUAGAAUGCAUUCUCAUUCAUCAUUAUUUAUUGUCACAAUGUAUACAUUUCACAUUCACAUUCAUACAAAUAUAUAUUAUUAAGUUAGUUAAAUAAGUUAUCAAAAAAUAAUAACAAUAAAAAUUGUAGUAAAAUUAUUGUAAAUGAAGAAAAAGAAAGAUGUGAAUAAUAAUAGUCAAAAUUCAGUUUGUAAUACAAUAUGAGCAUUUAAAAAAUAUUUUUUGUAUGCUAUAAUAUUGGGACUCUUAAUUUGUUUGCAUUCAAAUGAUUCAAUUAUUACUGGUAACAAACUGAUAAGAAGAGCAUGAUCUAGUCAAUAACCACUCGUUUGGAAAAUGUGAAAAUAAGAUGACACAAUUAUUUCAAUAUAUAUUUUAACGUUUUCGUAAAGUUUUAACAAUUUUAUUAUUAGGUAUAAUAAACAUCGUUUAGUUAUAGGUACCUGGUAUACUUUUAACUUAUCUAUUCAUAGUUUAUUGACCUAUAGAGUUUAGUUAAAGUACAUACUUAUUAUUUAAUUUUUUAAGUCUAUAGGUUUAUAUGAGAUAUUCACUCGAAAACAAUUAUUAUAUUUUUAUCUAUUUUUAUCGUUAUCGCUAUUUGUCCUUUAGAUGUAGAAAAUUCUUGUAAAAUUGUCUAACCUCUACGAGUAGUAAACCGAUUUUUUACUGCUAUCAAAUUAUGAAAAAAUUUGAUAAUGGAAUUUCAUCACUCUUACAGGCUACCUACUCAAAUAUACAAGUAGAACCUAUGUAUAAUUUAAGAAUAAUUGAAAAGACAAGGAGACUCGUAUCAAGAAACGCAUUACAAUAAAAAUGUUUGAAAUAAUGAACUUAAUUAAAAAGUAUUGAAAACACUAAUUUCCCUUCUCAGUUACAAUUCAAUCAUUUAAAUAUAUUUCUGUAUAUGAUCAAAAUCAUUACCAGAAUGGAGUUUUAAAUUAAAUUUUUAUAAUAAUUACUACUACUGUAGUACUACUAAUACUACUACUACUACUACUACUACUACUACUACUACUACUACUACUACUACUACUACUACUACUACUACUACUACUACUUCUGAAAGAUAAUUUUCUCUAAUUGGUACACGGAGAAGAUAAUUUUUCGAUUUUCUAAGAGGUUUUCGAAGCGAUUAGAAAAAACCCAAAAGAAAAUUAUAGGUAAAACGGUAAAUAUUUACGACACACCGCAGAGUUACUGAAAUACACGAUUUUUUUACAAAUUAUGGGACAACGAUUUCAUUAUUUUUAAUUUUUACGGCUUAUGUAUUUUUUAAUAUGAAUAUUGCUUCAAUAGAUAAACGACACGGGAUCUUUUUUAUUGAAUUUUUAAUCUAAUUUGUGAAGAAGUUGUUUGUUUUUCUCUGUAGUUUUAUUAAUAAUUACGAAAAUACCGAAAAAAAACGAAAAAUUAAAACUGACAAAUUCAUGGUGUCACAAUUUAAAUUUUUUACGGCCUAUGUUUUUCACCAUAAAUAUUACCCCAAUAAAAAAAUACCAAAGAUGUUUUUAUAGAAUUUGUUAUCUAGUUGGUGAACAAAAAAGUCGUUUUAUUGAUUUUCUUUGUGGUGUUUUUAACUGAGCAAAAUCGACAAAAAUACAGAAAGUACAGAAAAAUGUACGAACAUAAUAUUAUUUUAUUAUUUUCAAUUUUGUUUUUUUAAUGUAAUUUAGUUUAAUAUAUUCAUAUACACUUGAUGUCACUUGACUUGACAUUUUGACAGAAAACGUAUAUUUGCUUUUUCUAGACUAAAAUUUUCAAAACAUUUGAUCAAUUUUUGAGCUUAUUAUAGACAUUUUAAUUUUGGACUUUUACGUAAUUUUUAUUUGGUAGGUAAUCUGUGGAUAAAAAUGUUUGAUUAAACAGAAAUUCUUGAAAAUUGGACAGGAUGGUUGUAAUUCUUCUAUUUUGAGAGCGCCUUACUUGCAUUUUUAUCUGGCUCUUAUAAGGUUCAUUUGUAUGCCAUCAGCUACAACUCGUUCGUUGUCGUUUAAAAACAUAUCUAUACAAGUUCGUCUUUCGGGCCGGUAUUUGGCAAUAUACAAAACGAUAGUUCUUCUCGAAGCUCCUCGAUCUUAAUAGUUUUUAAUACAUUUUUAUCGGUUGAGUAUAGAAUAUCUAUAAUUUAAGAUUUUUAAAAAAAAAACUUGUAAUAGGUGAUACUGUUUUCGAACUGACAAUAACAUUCUGAAGAUGGUUACAUUUCAAAGUACGUACUGACAUUAGCUCCAGUUAUCUCGUAUUUGAAUGAAGUUGUAGCUCGAAUGGUAUUCGUAUUUUGAUUAGCCUCAAACUUGAAUAGAUUGAAAUAAACGGUUAACAGACUUUACAAACCUUACAAAACUCGUGUGGCGUAAGAAUGAAGCACGACUUAAGAUUAUUAAAAUGAAAACAAACACACUCGUAAUUUAGACUUAUGGCCAAAUAUCACUAUAAAUAACACUAUAACGCCCUUUGGUUUCAUCACAGCGUCAUGUAAAUAAAGAUCACAAACUCGUAUAAUAUAAAAGUAAUUUAUUACUGAGAUGUUCCUAACGUCUGUGUUCAGAACUAACUGCGGGUGGUGUGAUGCAAAAACAUAUCUACAUUGUGUAAUGAUAACAAUUAGUGAUAAUAAUUUAGAAUCUUACAAUGUAAAAAUAAAUAUAGCAUAAUUUAUCUUUAUAGGUAAAUGUGUAAAUGUACUUUUACAGCAAAAAAAUAGAAAAAUUCCAUAAUUUUAGCCAUAUUACCAUUAAAAUACAUACAAAUUAUAACUUUUUAGUACAGUUAUGGGCGCUCGUAUGAAUUUAGUCUCCUAAUCUUCGUGGUUUUGUGUAUCCGUGUACGGAAUACCUAUAGGUAUAUUAAAAUUUAAAAUAUAAAUAUAUAUAAUUAUAAUACUUAUUAACGUUUAUGACAAACGAGUAAGUAUGAUUCAGUUUUCACACAUAUUUUAAUUUAUACAUUAGUUUAAUAUUACUAACCAAGUUAAUUAAAUUUAAUAAUGACUUUAAUUUAUUCAUCAUAUCAUAAAAUUCAUGUUUUAUUAUUUUAUAGAAAACAAAAAUAAAGCGCAAUAUCAAAGUGAAAAUCGAUAUAACAUACAUAACCCAAACAAAAUGUUUAAUAGCCACGUAUUCAGGCAAAUAUAUGUUACACUGAUUGGUAAGUUUAAGGUAAAAAAAGUUAUAUAAUUUUAAAAAUAAUAUUAGGUAUUACCAAAACAAAUAAUGACAUUUUUUAUGCAAAUUUGUAAGCAUUUCUCAUUAAUAAAUUAAUUAUUGUUGACCCAUAAUUGUUAAAAAUAUCUGUAGUAAUAAAAAACAAGCUAAUUCUGCUGAUGAGUGUACCACACUACGACUGUUGAGAAGAUAGGAAAAUAAAGUUAAUAUAGGUAUUUAUAUCUGUACGUAAUGAAAACACAUACUUUAUGCAUACAUAUUUCUAACGAAGUACUAUUUUGAAGGAAAUUCAGACAUAGGUGAAGUGGGUACUACCAAACUUAACCACCACAUGUAUAACAUACAGAAACUAAAUAUCUCUAACAUUCUUUUUUUCAGACUUGUUAGACGUUGUUUCAAGGUAAUUAGAAUUGUUAGAAUGUAUUAUUUUUUUAUCAUAAAUGUCAAUGAUACAUCAGAACAUUCAAAACUAAAAUUAUACUAGUAGUCAAUAUAGACAUAAAAUGAGUACAAUAUCAUUAAGUAUUUUUAAACCAGAAAUAUGUAUUUCUAACUUAGAAAUAAGGUAAAAGAGGAGAAAUUAAAUCUUUUAGUUAAUUUAAAUAGGUAAACUUUAAGAACCUAUUUUUAAGUUAUGGAUAGGUACCAUUGAUAACAGAAACAAAAAUCUAAAGUAUUGAUACCUAAAAUAUCUAAAAUAUUGAGUGGGUAUCAUGAUACAUUUUUAACUUUUAUAGUUAUGAAUUAAAUUUGAAACUUUUGUAUACUGUACAUAUUAGAAUCAAACACAUAAGAUUCAAACUAAUAAUUACUUUUAGAUUCGGAGAAUAGCGAGCAAUGUAUUGGUUACAAAAAUGUUUACUUUUUUUUUUUUUUUAUACUAUGAAGAAAAUUUCCCCUAGAAAAUUUAAUCCAGUGUAUCAAGUAUAGUACCUUUCUUGAAAGAAAAUGUUAUCAACUUGGUACUUUAGAGAAGUCAUUUUUUGAUUUUUGAAGCAUUUUUUAGUAGAAUUUACUAUGAAAACCCUUGGGAAAAUCAAAAAAUGACCACUCUACAAAAAUUUUCUUUCCGAAAAGGUGUUACACUUCAAAACCAGAGUAAAAUUUUAGUAGAGUUGUUCAGAAAAGAAAACUAUAAAAUAAAAAAAUAAACAAAAUCAUAAAAUCAAGAAAUUCCUUGCUUCACUCCGUAUCUAAAAUAUAUUAUAUUCUCUUUUUCAAAAAUUAGCAUCAUUUUCCAUAUUCAUCAGUGGUAUGUGGUUAGGAUGGCCGAGUUCGGUGGUCGAAAAAUUCAUCAAGCACGAGACGGACUUUAACGUGAACAUCGACCAAUUAUCAUGGAUCGUAGCCAUGAUGGACUUGGGUAACAUCGUUAGUCCACUAUUCGCUGGAUACAUGAUGGAUACGAUUGGUAGGAAGACCAGCAAUGUCAUCCUCGGACCUCUGUUCAUCGUCGCCUGGUUACUAGCAAUAUACGUGCCAACCCCUUGGGCUCUGUAUACGGCAAGACUGAUGGCUGGAUUGGGCAAGGGCAUUUCGUAUACAGUGGUACCGAUUUUCGUUGGUGAAAUAGCCAGCGUUAAGAUCCGCGGAGCUCUGAGUACCUCAUUCUGUGUUCAACUCCACCUUGGUUUUUUGUUCGAAGCGAUAGUCGGUCCUCUGGUGUCGUAUAAAACUCUGAACGUGGUGUCUGCCACGAUGCCUGUGUUGUUUUUCUUAGUAGCCGUUUGGAUUCCGGAAUCCCCUUAUUAUCUAUUGAAGAAAAAUCGCCCUCUUGAAGCAGCCAAAUGCCUGCAGUGGUUCAGGCAUGAGGACAACAUCCAAGCCGAGUUACAGCAAAUGGAGGUGAACAUGAAAAAUGAUACGCAAAACCAGUCAUCAGUCCGUGAGAUGUUUUCCAGCCGGAAAAAUCUCCGGGCCCUCGGGAUCGUGGUCGUGACGUGUGCCUCUCAACGGGCGGGUGGCAUCAGCUGUAUUUACGCAUAUUCGUCACUAAUACUACCAGAUCCCGCCCCGGUCAUCGGCAAAUCCGAAUACAUAAUGUUAUUUGCCACGCUAUUAGUCAUCGUAAAUUUUGUCGGCUUGGCAUUAGUAGACCAGGUAGGCAGGAAACCGCUUUUGAUUUUUUCUCAGACGGGUUUAGGCGUUAUAUGCCUACUUUUUGCUCUGUACUUCUAUGCCAAUGAACACAAUGACGACGUUCAGAUUCAGUACACGUGGUUUCCGUAUUUGUGCCAUGUGUUGUUCUCCAUAAUAUUUGCUAUCGGCGUAGGAUUCAUGCCAGUAGUUUUUUUAGGCGAAAUGUUUCCGGUGAACGUUCGUUCGUAUUGUUCCGCCAUAGCGUCUAUAACAUUGUCCGUCUGUUCUUUCGUCACCAACAAAAUUUUCCUGCUCAUAUCGCGGUAUUACGGUUACCAGAUAAUGUUUUAUGUUUUCGCGAUAAUCAAUUUCGCCAGCGCGUUAUAUUCGUAUCGAUACGUUAUCGAAACAAAGGGAAAAACAUUCCUGGAAAUCCAAAACUUUUUGGAGGAAAUAGUAAAUUUCACCAAGUCCGAAAAGAUUUAAGACAAUAAUCAGGCAAAAUAGUAUAUUUAAUUUUGCUAAUAUCAGCUCAUUGUUUCACUUUUUAAUUUCCCCUUCUAAUUCAUAACUGUUAACUCUGGUUUUUUUAAAGUGUAUUUCUCCGUUAUACUAGUUAUAUUAUGAUUUAAUACUAUAAAUUCUGCCUCAUUCAUAUCCUGUAGUUUAAAUUUUUACACUCAAAGGUAAAAAUACAACUAACCAAAAAGAUUUCACACAGGUGAAAAAAAUACACCUAACUAUAUUUAGUACUUAAAAAAAUAAUGUAUACAAUAACUAAUAACUAAUAA
Messenger RNA from Cinara cedri, 6463 nucleotides. Lineage: Eukaryota; Metazoa; Arthropoda; Insecta; Hemiptera; Aphididae. The record is from the annotation of a GenBank genome assembly.